GGAAAGCAGAGAAGAAGAAAUGGAAGGAGAUGAAGCUGCUGAAGAAACUGGAGAAACAGCGGAUGCGGGAGUUGGCAGAAAAACAAGCUGAGAAGCAGGAGGAGCAGAAGGAAGACAAAGGUGAUGCCGCUGUGACCGGGCUUCUGAGCGUAGCCCUGCCAGGCUCUAUCUUGAACAAUGCCCAGUCGCUGGAGCUGCGGACCUACCUUGCUGGACAGAUUGCUCGGGCUUGUGCCAUCUUCUGUGUGGAUGAGAUCAUAGUGUUUGAUGAGCACGGAGAAGAUGUAAAGAGCGUGGAGGGGGACUUUGAAGGAAUUGGGAGGAAAGGCAAGGCUUGUGUGCAGCUGGCUCGGAUCCUGCAGUACCUGGAGUGCCCUCAGUACUUGAGGAAAUCCUUUUUUCCAAAACAUGAGGAUCUGCAGUUUGCAGGGCUGCUCAACCCCCUGGACAGCCCCCACCACAUGCGGGUGGACGAGGAUUCAGAAUACAGAGAAGGUGUAGUGUUGGACCGGCCAACUAAGCCAGGCAGAGGCUCUUUUGUUAACUGUGGGAUGAGGAAGGAGGUGCAGAUUGACAGACAGCUGAACCCCGGUCUGCGAGUCACUGUGCGCCUGGAGGAACCCCAGAAGACAGAAGCUAAAGUGCGGAAAGGCACCGUGGUGUCCUCACACCACCCUCGGACAGUCUCAGGCUUGUACUGGGGUUACAGCGUCCGCCUCGCCUCCUGCUUGAGCGCUGUCUUUUCAGAGUGCCCAUUCAAGGAAGGCUACGAUCUCUCUAUUGGGACCUCAGAGCGGGGCAGCUCCGUGGACCAGGCCACUCUCCCCUCCUUCAGGCAUGCCCUUAUCGUGUUUGGAGGUCUGGAGGGCUUGGAAGCUGGGGUUGACGUGGACCCAAACCUGGAGGUCACCGACCCAAGCGUCUUGUUCGACUUCUACCUGAACACUUGUCCCAGCCAAGGCAGCAGAACCAUACGGACAGAGGAAGCGCUGCUGAUCUCAUUGUCUGCACUGAGACCCCACAUCAAUGAGGCUGUGAAGACGCCCAGCGACAGCAGAGGGAACGAAAACCACUGA
Cariama cristata (Red-legged seriema) is the source of this 1076-nucleotide messenger RNA. It is a transcript of the gene SPOUT1, whose product is annotated as chromosome unknown open reading frame, human C9orf114. NCBI's taxonomy places the organism in Eukaryota, Metazoa, Chordata, Aves, Cariamiformes, Cariamidae. The transcript is spliced from 10 exons. Gene Ontology annotation, cellular component: spindle pole centrosome; kinetochore; mitotic spindle. The record is from RefSeq and is a predicted model, not a curated record. The annotation marks the transcript as partial. Gene Ontology annotation, molecular function: miRNA binding. Gene Ontology annotation, biological process: miRNA processing; maintenance of centrosome location.